This is a messenger RNA of Schistosoma intercalatum, 5758 nucleotides long. Lineage: Eukaryota; Metazoa; Platyhelminthes; Trematoda; Strigeidida; Schistosomatidae. The record is from the annotation of a GenBank genome assembly.
AAGUAAUUGAAGUAGUUUCGACAUAAUUUGCAAUAAUCGGUGGUACUUUGAAAUACAGGACAAGUGAAUAGCCUUUAAAACACUAUUAUUAAUAUUCAACAUAUUUUGAACCUAUUGUGCAUUGGACAACAGAGCGAGAUAGCGUUUGUUUGAGCAGAUUCUUUUAAACUGUUAAGGAAAGUUUGUCGGGAUGACUGAUAGUGCCAAUAAGGAAGCUCCUUCAGAGCACAUUAACAUCAAAGUGCAAGGACAAGAAGGGUCAAUUAUUCACUUCAAGAUACGGAAAAGCACACCUUUCAAGAAAUUAAUUACUGCUUAUUGCGAUCGACUGGGCGUUAAUCAGUCUGCUGUGCGGUUUUUUUUCGAUGGAAAUAGCGUUCAUGAAACUGAUACUCCUGGCUCGUUGGAAAUGGAAGAAAAUGAUACCGUUGAAGUUUUCCAGGCACAAACUGGUGGAUUGUAACUAAAGAUUACCCCCCAUAACUAUGUAUACAUUUCCCUGUUGUCUAAGUGACAUUCAUAGAUGAUGACUUGUCAAAAUUUCUGCUACGCAUUUUCUUCAAUAUUAUAAUUCUUGAAGAUAUUUUAUUACGCGCUUCUAAUGUGAGUUCCAGGCUCUAUCGUAUUUGGAUGGUAUCUUUUUAUUUCAACAUAUAAUUAGGUAGCCCGUGCUUGAAUACUGGGUUAUGUUACAACUAAUAAUCACCACGUGAAAGCGUAAAGUAUGCGUUAUCACACUUUUCGGGCUUAGUAUGGCAUUGGAAUGAUGCAUGGUGACUUGUUAAAGUCAGUAUUCAAUAGGUAGAGUCUCAUUAUAAUCCACGUCGGUUUGUUGAAGUUUAUGAUCAUGUGGUUUAUAUAUUCGAAAUUAAUUCUUUUAGGACCUGACAGUUCAGUUGAUUGCAAAAGCAACUUAAGGCGGAGUUUUAGAACCUAUUCUUGUUUCUUAAGUUUUGAUACCACUAACCUAACACAUCGAUGACUGCGAGAUUGAGGUAGGUAGUUCUCAUAUGAGUAAGUGCUUUAGACUUUAAAAAGAAUAUGUCAUCCUUUCCAAGGCUUUAUUACCAAACUACUGGGUGUAAUUUCCCCUUUCUCGAUAGACUGGUCUUAUAGGAAACUUGUUCGAAAAGUCGAGUCAAAUUUCCCCAUAACUCGUUCUUUCCUACUAGACAACAUCUGCUCCUAGCAUGGUUAAACAAGGGUAUACCAAACGGGUACAUAUUUACUUAUUUUCAAGUAUUUAGGCCAGAGCUCGUGGUCCGGGCAUGUUAUAGUUACACGUGAAAAGGAUGUAUGUUUGGUCGCUUUACAUUUUACUAGAUAUCUGGUAGCGUUCCAACAUGUGAUACAGUAAAGUGGACUGGCACAAACUGCAUUUGUGUAACGUUUUACAGUUUCUCAACGUGGUCGUCCGGUUUUCUUAUCGGACUUUGAAGCUGGGUGUGGAGGGUCAUCUGAAAAUCGGGAUCGGUGUUGACAUGUAAGUUAGACUCACCAUCCUCUAUUUUAGUUGUUUCUUAGCUUACCUCAUCGUCAGAAGUCUUAAAACGCUAGUUAUUAGAGUACUAACACCAAAGCAAUACAAAGGGAGAAUUAUGCCUGUAUGAAACAUUUGAUAACAAUGGCGCCGUGAAAUCAAUGUGCUUUUGUACAGAACACUUAAGCAUCCUAGAAACCCAUAUGAAGCAGGUAGUUACGUACUACGUCUUUUGAUUGAAAAACAGUACCUCGAAUUGACCCUGAAAUUAGGGAAAAGUAAAGGAGGUUUAUUGAGCAGUAAAAAUAUUUACGCGAUCCUAGAAUUUGUACUUCAACUUUUCACUUAAUGCCUACCUGGUUCUCAGAAGUCCAUUACAUUGGGCUGGUUGGUCCUGUCGCUUGUUACGCUCUCUCGAGGAACUAACAGAAAUUCACAAGCCAAAUAGUCAUCUUAAUAUGCCUGAAGCCAUUGUAUAUGAUGGUUACAUGACGGGGCUCUAAGCACAUAUAAUUCGUAAUAAGAAAAUAAUCGAGCUUACCUAAAUGUAUACUGAAAGGUUGGAGGAUUUAGUGUGAAUAUUAAUAUUCCAAAUAGUCACACCUCACAUCAGUAAUAAGAAUCGUCAACAAAAUGGGCGUAAAUAGGGUAGUUUUAUUAUGUACUGGAAACGAAAUAGAGUGACAUUUGUCUUACAUAAAAUUUUGAAAAAUUUCGCGAUUUGAUGUGAGGCUAGUCGGUUCACAUAAACAUCUCAACUCCAAUUUUUGUUGGUGUAUGUAUGGGUUAGACCAGACAGUGCUUUCCAAGGUAUGCUACGUAUGAAAUAGUGUAGAAGAUUUAUGACUCGGUAGUGUGUCCUUUGAGCUAGAUAGUUUAAAUGUAAAGUUUUCUUCGCGAUUCUGGAAAACAGCGAUUACUUUAUGUAGUUUGUUUUAAAAAAAGUUAUUGUACAAACACUAGGCCAAUCUGUUCCGAUGACCUUGUUCCUGAUACGUCGUCUUCACUCACGUCUGUCACCCCUCGUGAACCGCCGGCCAAGGUUCUCCAACCAUCUCUGCCCUAGGGUCUUUUUUCCAGUUGUUCACAAGUGAUAUUCUUUUGAUGUCUGCCUACGAUUCGCGGCGGGACGUGUUCUUUGGUCAGCUUUUCCUUUCGCCUUCAGGGUUCCACGUUGGGACUUACCUCGUUAUUCAGUUUGGUGGUUUCUGCUACGUGUCUUAUCCCCCUCGCGUUUUUUCCUAAUUUCUUCAGCUGGGAUUUUGUUGUUGAUGGUGUCUGGCCAGUGGGUCUGGACUAUCUUGGGUAGACGACUGUUUACAAAUACAUGUACUUCCCUGAAGGUAGCUGUGGUUGCUCUCCACAUCUCAACUCCGUACAAUAGAUUUGUUUUGAAUAUUCUGAUUUUGGCGUUGGCUUGGAAGUGUUUGGAGUUCCUGAUGUUCGUCACUUAUAGAAAUGCUGCCCUUGUCGGUCCGUGCUUUCAUAUCUGCAUCGAAUUCCCCUCGUUUGUCAGUGUUGCUGCCCAGGUGUGUUGAAGUUUCUGAUUCCAGAUCUUCUCCAUCAAGUGUGAUUUGGCUGGCGCUCACUGUGUUGUAUUUUAGGAACUUUUUCCUUUGUGCAUGUUGAAGCCUACUUUUUAAGAGGCUGCUGCUAUACUAGUUGUCCCCGUCUGCAUUUGUCGGUGUGUAUGGGAUAGAAGGGCUAGGUGAUCUGCAAAUUCUAAAUCGUAUAGUUGCAUACAAGCUGUCUACUGUAUUUAGUGCUUCCCUCAGAUGUCGAGUUCUUCAUAAUCAAAUCAACUACCAGAAGAAAGAGAAAAAGAGAGAUUAAGUAGUCUUGUCUGACUCUGAUCCUCACAUGGAAUAUAUCUGUCGGCUGUCCUCCAUGCAUGACUUCGCAGUGUGGUCUGUUGUAUGAAUUCGUAUGAUAUUGACGAUUUUCUCAAGUACACUAUAGUGCCGAAGAUGGUUCCAUAAGGUCCUAUCCACUCUGUAAAAAGCUUCCUCAUAGUCAAGGAAUUCGAUGUAUAGUCAUGAGUUCCAUUCGAUUGUUUGUUCAGUAAUGAUUCUCGGCUUCCACGUUGGGGCGUCAUAACUCUUAAAUGAAGAUUCUUCAACUCCCUAAGGGUAUCUGGAGUGGGUUUUUUUAUAGUCAGCGCUUUUUUAACAAGGUUACCUUCGUAGGUCUUAUUAUUUUAACAUGGCAUUGUAUACCCGUUUUCUUCGGCUGACCUCUGACUGUAUGUUUUGAUAUUGUAAUGAGAAGGGGGUAUUUACGAUAAUGAUCAUGCAGCGCGUAUUUCGUGUUUACCAAGUCCAAGUAGUUCAUGAGUACUAUUCAUCCCAAGCUGGUAUCCACCGUAUAAUCAGUACAGGUUGGACUGUUGUUUGUCUUUUCUCAUCAAGAAACAAAUUUAACUCAAAAAGUGAAUAGGAAAAUACAAACGAAAGUUUUUCAGCGAUCAUUUCUGAGCGACAGUCUAACUAACCAACCUCAGGUCAUUAUAUUCAUGCAAUCGCAUUAGUUACUAUCUGUAAUAUUUUAUCAAAACCCUUUACUUCAUUCACUCUUUAACUAAAACGUUGAAAAAAUCCAUCCAUCUCAAAGCAAACCACUUUGUUUGUAUAAAAAUUAGCAAUAAAAUAAAAAUAUCUGAUUAUGGCAUUUUGUGAACGUAAAAAAGUGGGAUAGUAGAUAAAACGAUUAAAUAACUUUAAAAUAUUCUCUCAUAGCGCAGUUUUUGUUAGAAUAGCGGAAUACUUGUGUUAAUUAAAGAGCUGUAGCUAUGAAAUAUAUCUUUAGAAAUACUCAUUAACAUGUUUUUAUGAACUGAUUCAUUAUUAACAGCUUUAUUCAUUGUAAAUAAAAUCGUAUUCGAGAUCAUGCUCCUAUAAGCGCCAGUAAUAGACGACGAUAAUCUCUUGACGUUUCAUCCUACAGAGAGUGAGGAAUAAACAAAUUUAUACCGUUUAAUUCUAAUGAGUUACCAUCAAUUGUCUACAAUUGAACCGGUUAAAAAUUUAUAAAAAUAUAAAUUUAAAAUGUUAGUCCCACAUUUAAUUUGAUGAUAAAUUUUACUACACAAGUAAUACAGUAGGGAUUGUUUUUAUAUGUUUGGGUCAGGUAUAAUUUAAUAUCGGUCUAGUUUUCCACUCUUCAUAUCAGCAGAGUGAUAUAAAAAGGUGAAAGGUAACAUAGUCGAAAUGAUAGUAGUUUAUGGGUUUUCUUCAACUACUGGCCUAAGUGUCUGAUUUUUCUUCCAACAUAAAUUCAAGUUACCUGAUAGUAUCUUUAUGUAAGACAAAGACGCACAUCUAUACUCAUUUGGUAGGUAGUGCAGCCUUCUUAUAUUGUCAACUUUCAAAUACGACAAGAACGUUUGAUUCUUUAUUUAUAGUUAGUGAUAAACUUAUUUUGAAGGUGAGGAGCUGCUUACUUUCUGUAAUUCGGUCACGUAUGUAUUUUGUCUUAGUUGAUUAUUUCCAGUCAAUCAGCUAAGUGGACUGAACUCAUACGUUCAUUAUUCAACUUUGAAUUAUGUUCAGUAUUAUUGUUAUGAGAAAACUUGGUGGUGGUUCAGUAGAUUUGACAUUGUCUCCAAAUUCCCCUGUUACGGUUAUGCAUCUGUAGUGCAGCUUUACAAUGUGACAGUUGUGUGACUAAACAGAGUGAGAUUCAAGAGUUAUUGAAUUAUUUUUACGAAUAAUUAGGUACAUAUCAGUAAUCAGGGCAUGAUGAUUGUUAUAGUAGCACUAUACUAACACGGUCAAUUUUGUCGAACAACCCAACUGAAGUACUCGUGGAAUCCAAGUUGAAAACGAGGAUUUACCUAAAGAACAGUCCUAUUGAUAUAAAAUAUAUGUGAAUUAGUUACAAACCCCAACUGAUGAAGCAUCUGUGGGGGUUAAUGUGUCUAUAUCUAUUCGAGAGAUACCGCUUCCUGCUAUCUGUUGCAUCUCGAUAAGAAUAAUGAGUGGUAGUUUUUGGGAUCCAUUUAUGGACCAAUAUUAUAUGUUUUUAUCGUAUAACUGUUUCGUAACUAAACUGUUCAUAUUCAUGCCCCUCUUAUUAUGAGCUUUAUUUUGACCUAUGAACUAUUAUUAAACGAUUUACCAUUCAUAAACUAUUCCCUGUCUGUUAAUCGCUACCUCCCUCAUUCACAGCCACAGCUGGCUAAUUCUUGUACAAAUGUUGUUUCAUAUUUUAUUGGUACGUUGUGGUCGGUUUGAUUGGUAUAUAAACUCAGUAUGCUUGAAAUAUAAUGAUUCAUAUCUC